Messenger RNA from Oncorhynchus gorbuscha (pink salmon), 3543 nucleotides. It is a transcript of the gene pnrc1, whose product is annotated as proline-rich nuclear receptor coactivator 1. NCBI's taxonomy places the organism in Eukaryota, Metazoa, Chordata, Actinopteri, Salmoniformes, Salmonidae. Bases 300 to 1127 code for a protein of 275 amino acids. Gene Ontology annotation, cellular component: P-body; nucleus. The record is from RefSeq and is a predicted model, not a curated record. The transcript has 2 exons. Gene Ontology annotation, biological process: nuclear-transcribed mRNA catabolic process, nonsense-mediated decay.
UUUUGCGAGUAGCGUGUAGUUAGGAAGUUGUCAUGCGCGAUGUCCAUCGCUUCUUCGCCAUCUCGAGUCUUCUAAAACCUCGCGUAGAAUUGGGAAACUAGCUACGCCAUCAACAUCGUUGAACUCGUCUUCAAUGUAUUAUCAAAAACACACUGCAGAGAGGUUUUUGGACAGACUUCAGUUCCGCCAGCGACGAGCUAGAGACUAACUUUAGCUACUGUUAGCUGUUGAUAACGAAGUGGUAAGGUAAAUAACUUAACGCUGCCGGACUAUUUUUCAAAAGUUCUCUAAUUUCGUCGAUGUGUCCUCCCUCGCCACCUUCACGGGACUUUGAAGUCAUGUUGGGCGAAUCACUAAGUCACCCUAUUAAAAACAAUAAGCCAUCCGUUUUGACAUCCCACCAUGUCGGGGCCAGCCUAAGCAAACCAAAGCAAGCAAUGUUGAAGAAAGAUGGGAGAAAAUUGCGUUCGACAACGUUGGGGUUACAGCGGACACACCAGCAAAAACCGACGAGGAUCAACCCCAUGCACCUGACAGACAACAAUGUCGCAGUUUCGAAAUCCCCAGUGCAGAGUGCCGAGUUCGCGAACAACCGGACCCAGGCGACUGCGUUGACCCUUCACAAUCUUAAACAGGGAACAAAGAAAGAGCUACUAAAGUCAAAAAGUGGGAGAGUGGAGAGAGCCACAGGACCAGCAGGCCAGUCUGUCCACAACCUCAAUAGACACAAUCAAGAUGCCCAGAAUCUGAACACCCGGAGCCAUAGGAGUAGGCAUUCUAAUGCACCUGGCAAUGCUCUCUCAGUAAUGAAAAACCACAGCAGUUGCCACCAGAAGCCACCCUCUGCUACCUUCCAGCUCCUCUGUCGAGAGGAGAAGUCCUUCAACUCAGCUGAAAGUGCCAAGAUCGUGAAUGUAACCCCAGCUGAGCUUGUACCCGAGGAGGAGCUCAAAGACGGAGAGAAGAUCUAUGCUGGAGCUAAAUUCAGCGAGCCCCCGUCUCCAAGUGUCCUGCCCAAACCACCCAGUCACUGGGUUGGUGAAACUGUGCCCCAACAUUCCGACCACAGCCGUGAGAAAAUGACUUUUCAUUUGAAGUCUUUGCUGAAGGUUGAAGAUAAACCAUGAUCACAAUGGAUGGAAACCUGGAACGAUCCUUCUAUACCCGAUCAAUGACAACACAUUUGGCACUGAAAAACUGGACCGAUAACUUAACAGCAAUCGAAUGUAAUGAGUUUUUGAUCUGUAAUACAAUUUCACAUAGUUUUGAGCAAGCAGGCUUGUUUUUAUUUGAUUUUUAAUGAACUUCUGUAAACAUGUAAAAUUACUAUUUUUCAUGUUAUUUUAACAGAAAGUAUAGUUUUGUUACUGAAGCCCAAAAUAAUGUUCACCAUGAAUUGGUGCACUUUUUUACUGUAAAUUAUGGGAUGCAUUGCCCAUUUUAAGGGGCAUUGAACGUAAGAAAACAUUUUACAAAUUUGCACAAAACUGUCUGAAAAACAAAACAUGGGUCCCCAUAGCGGCGAGCAUAGAGUUGUGACGGUUUGGGGUUCUGUGAACCUCACCCCACCUGUUGUGGCUGCUAUUGCCCUCAAAGCACUGUAGAGGAUAGAAUUCUCUCGAAGGAAGAUUGUUUCACAACUCCUGUAAUACAGUACACAUUUUCGUCCUGUAGUACAAAAAUAAUCUUGCCAGCUCAACGGCCGAUUGAGCUGGCUGGGUGGGCGAGAUUAAGAAGAUGGAGUGGCGAUGUGAAAGUCUCAGAAUCAGUGAUUACCUUUGAAGAGGACAACUGCUGCUGCAGAAAACAGACAUUCAGCACUGAGUACUUAUUCUUUUAAAUCUCUAGCACUGACUCAUUUCUGUUUUGUUUUUUUAAAUGCUUUGUGUUUUUAUUUCAGGUUUUUCAUUUUCCCAUCUAAAGCACAGAAUUAUAUUUACCCGAAGUGAUCUUGAUUAUUAUGUAACACCUUUGACCCUAGCUAACAGAUUGUAACGGACUAAUGUGAUAAGAUCCUGAUGCUUCAUUAGCUGUUACAGAUUAGGUACUGUUUGGCGUAACACAAAGAAUUUUUGACGAACCUUAACGUGGCGACACUUCCUCAAUUCCUGACAACCAGUGUCUUCUAAACAUCCAUGUCUAGUUGCAGGGGGUUUGUUUGAAUUUAGAAAGUGCGCCGUUAUUAAAUUUAAAUCAAUGUGUAUGCCACCAUCUUGUCUAUUUCAAAUCUUCUCUCAUUGACCAAGAUAGGUGAUUUGACCUCUGGAGCCAGGCAGCUGCUAGUUCGUGUUCCUUGACUCUUAGUGAUGUCACAAUGAUGAAAUUGUAUUACUGUACCUAAGAUCGACUCAUGAUGUUGCAAUUGUUAAAAGAAAAGUGAUUUUAGUCCAGUCACUAAAUUUGUAUUCAUGUUUUUUUUAAACAUCCCCCCACAUGGUAAUUAGGGGAAGAAAAAAAAAAAAAUUUUGGGGUGCAUUUAAUAUCUAAAUUGACAUUAAAAUAUUGUCUACCCCCAAUAUGUUCUAUGUCUGUUCCCUACCAGCUCUCACCAGAAAAAAUGUCUCGGUUGAAAAGGCUGAUGGCACAAACUUCUUAAUGCCAGUCAGUCUUUCAUAAAUGUAUGGGUUUAUUACACUACAUCUAAUAUGUGUUAUAUUAAUCUAAUAUAUAUUACAUAUGUAGGCUCUUAAUCAGAUCACCCUGUUGCAGGAUAACUUUCCUCCAAGGCAGGACAUUUUAAAAUGUGUGGGUUUUGUUUAGGCUUAAAAAUGCUUCUGAAGUUUAAUUUCCACUUUGCAAUUUCAGACUUGAUUCUUCCUUAUGAAAAUGUAUCAACCCUUACAAAAUGUCCAUUAAUUAUAGUUCACAUUUCCUGUUGCUGCAGCAUUAUUUUCCUGCUGUUGCAAACCUGCACAAAUGAAGAUCCUACAUCUGUAUACAACAUCAGAGAACGAGUAGUACUCUAGUUUCAGUAUUAAUGGUAGUGGUUGAGGAUAAGUUACACAACAGUGAAAAAUAAACUAGCGACAAUGUAAUGCAGUGUGCCCAUUUUGAACAGUGCAACUAACCUUGUUUAAUUCAACCAGGCUGAAUGUAUCUGAAUUGCUGUUCUAGACUGAAGUAAAUGGAUGAGAGUGCCCCCUCUGACCAUAUAUCAUUAUGCAACAUGUUUACUCAGCCUGAAGAACAUUUGAUCUGGCACAUAGCCGUGGCCAAAAGUUUUGAGAAUGACACAAAUAUACAUUUUCACAAAGUCUGAGUUUGUAUGAUGGCAAUUUACAUGUACUCCAGAAUGUUUUGAAGAGUUAUCGGAUUAAUUGCAAUUAAUUGCAGGUCCCUCUUUGCCAUGCAAAUGAACUGAAUCCCCCUUCCCCCCAAAAAAAAGUUCACUGCAUUUGUGGACCAGCUGACAUGUUAGUGAUUCCCUCGUUAACACAGGUGUGAGUGUUGACAAGGACAAGGCUGGAGAUCACUCUGUCAUGCUGAUUGAGUUUGAAUAACAGACUGGAAGCUUCAAAUGGAGGGUGGUGCUUGGAAUCAUUG